This is a messenger RNA of Chrysemys picta bellii (western painted turtle), 1263 nucleotides long. RefSeq names its product lectin-like. NCBI's taxonomy places the organism in Eukaryota, Metazoa, Chordata, Testudines, Emydidae. The record is from RefSeq and is a predicted model, not a curated record. Gene Ontology annotation, molecular function: signaling receptor activity.
AUGCCCACUUCGUUCUUCCCGUACCUCUCUCUGGGAGUCGGUUUUGUAUUUCUCAUAGGUGACAAGAACCCAGAUGUCAAACAUCGUGAUGUCCGGUCCUUGUUCAGCAUACUUGAGGGCAGCCAGUCUUCAUCUAAGAACAUUCAAGUCCCAGAUCAAGCUGACUCCUCCUUAGUAGAGUCAAAAUUGUUCUGCCAAGGUCCCUGCCAGGAUGGAUGGUUUAGUAACAUGGGCCUGUGUUACAAGUUUGUCCAGGAGCAAAAUACAUGGGCCGGUGCUGAGAGUGUUUGCCAGAGGAUAGCAGGGGGAGGUCACCUCACCAGCAUCUCCAGUGCAGCUCAGAAUGAUUUCCUUGUGAACCUCGCCAGUUAUGAAGACAAAAGGACAACCCAGUUCUGGACAGGAGGAAGUUACCAAAAGGGUACUUCUCUGAGAUGGACUGAUGGAUCACUGCCGAAUUUCAUCCAGAGGCCUCUGAGCUCGAUUUUCAAUGCCAUCAGUGGAGUAUUUAACAGUAUCUUCAACGUACAAAUCUGCCUGACCCUAAAUUUAGGAGUCCAGGGUAUAUGGGAUGGCUGUGACUGCAACAAGAAGUUAUCAUUCAUCUGCAGUUACAAACCCAAUUUGACUCCGCCUUAGCCUGCAACAGGAAGUCGAUGCUGCUGAUGAAAUCUGACCACUUUUACUGCACUCAGAAUGUCGUUCAGCCACAAUUAAUGCGUGAUUCUUUCAUAUGUUAAAUCAAGAUGUCGGUUUUAAAAGGCCCAGAAUGUUAAUGCAUAUGGUAUAGAUAGAAUAGAAAACAGUAGAAGAAAUUAAAAAGUGACUCGCUUGUAGACUGCAUUUAGUACACUGGAAAAAGGGUGCUAUACAAAUAAUUUCUGAUUUGAUCUGAAUGCUUGAUGAAAUUAGUGCGCGAUUGGGCUUUUCCACAGGGGUUUCCAGAAUAUUCAUGAGAGCUCUUUAAUUAUUAAAUAAUUACAAAUCAUUACAACAUUACUCAUUUCACCAUUUAAUCACACCACUUCAGACAUUUUAAAUCCUGGAAAUUCUCCUUUCUUAAUGUCAGAUAAAUCCAAGAAAAGUCAGCUGAAUGUUUUCAGUUUUUAAGUAGUUAAAUGGCUAGUUCAUUGAACUGUAAUAUAACCAUAAAAAGAAGUACAAAUCAUAUGGAACAGUCAUGUGUAUAGCAUUAUACAGAGAGAUGAUACAGAGCUUUGUUAACUGCAUGGGAUGGCAUUUUGUUAAGUGAAGCAAAACUUG